This is a messenger RNA of Suillus subaureus, 438 nucleotides long. RefSeq lists its product as uncharacterized. The record is from RefSeq and is a predicted model, not a curated record. The annotation marks the transcript as partial. The transcript has 3 exons. NCBI's taxonomy places the organism in Eukaryota, Fungi, Basidiomycota, Agaricomycetes, Boletales, Suillaceae.
CCAUUCAAAUUGCAACUGGAAUUCAAACUUGCUGAACUUGCCCUGGAGGCUUGCUUGAACAAUGAGCAGACUGACUAUCUCAUAAAACUUUGCAACUGGUGUACUUCCCAACAGGAGAAGUUCACAUUUCAGACCCACAAGGACAUUUGUGACAGGUGGGACACUGCUUCCCAUCACAUUACAGGGUUUACUGAAGACAUAAUCUCAGUACCAUAUGAUGAGUUUGAUCUGCACUGUUGGAAUCUCUGGGAGUGGGCUACCAACCUCCUUCAUGAUUCCCAGCUCUUUCUGCAUAUAGUAUUUGAUGUACAGCACUUCUCAAAGUUUGAUGGUGAGACAUUUGUAAAUUUUGUAAAUGAACCUUACACUGCUGAAGCUUUUUGGAACACUCAAGUAUGUAACACUACUAUAGCAAUUUCAGUCACAUUCCUUACUUGA